Messenger RNA from Pseudonaja textilis, 2318 nucleotides. It is a transcript of the gene PSTPIP1, whose product is annotated as proline-serine-threonine phosphatase interacting protein 1. Gene Ontology annotation, molecular function: actin filament binding. Gene Ontology annotation, biological process: actin filament polymerization. Lineage: Eukaryota; Metazoa; Chordata; Lepidosauria; Squamata; Elapidae. Gene Ontology annotation, cellular component: cytoplasm; plasma membrane; actin filament. The record is from RefSeq and is a predicted model, not a curated record.
UUUAAACCAUCCCUUGACCGGCAGAGUCCCAAAGGAGGUUUCUCUCCAGAGGAGCGUGUGCACGCACACACAACACACACACACAGAGCAGCCGGGUGCUUCUUUCACACAGCUUCGCCCUACAGAUCCAAGGAUGACGCACCUGCCGUUUAAAGAUGCCUUCUGGUGCAAAGAAUUCACUCUUCACUCUGGAUACGAAGUGCUCCUGCAGCGUUUGCUGGAUGGAAGGAAAAUGUGCAAAGACAUGGAAGAUUUGAUUAAGCAAAGGGCCCAGGCUGAAGAACGUUACGGGAAGGAGUUGGUUCAGAUCGCCCGGAAAGCAGGAGGUCAAAGCGAAAUCAACACUUUAAAGGCCUCGUUUGAAAUCCUGAAACUCCAAAUUGAAAGCGUGGGCAACUCUCAUAUCCAGCUGGCCCUCAUGUUGAGAGAGGAACUAAAAGCCUUAGAAGAAUUCCGAGAAAGGCAGAAGGAACAACGGAAAAAGUACGAGAGCACAAUGGAACGAAUACACAAGAACAAGCUCUUAAUGUUCAAGAAAACCAUGGAGUCCAAGAAGGCCUACGAUCAGAAAUGUAAAGAUGCUGACGAGGCUGAGCAGGCAUUUGAGAGGAUAAGUGCUACUGGGAACCAGAAACAAAUAGAAAAGAGCCAGACCAAAGCAAAACAGUCCAGAGACUCGGCCAAUGAAGCAGAAAGUGUGUAUAAACAGAACAUUGAGAUACUAGACCAGACAAGGACCACGUGGGAACAAGAACAUGUUAGUACUUGCGAGGCUUUCCAGCUUCAGGAAUGCGAUCGGAUCACUAUCCUACGGAAUUCUCUCUGGGUUCAUUGCAAUCAACUCUCCAUGCAGUGUGUGAAAGACGACGAGCUUUAUGAAGAGGUUCGGGUAAGCCUGGAAAACUGCAACGUGGAGUCCGAUAUGAACGCCUUCGUUCAGAAUAAGAUGACGGGAACGGAACCACCAGCUGCCAUCGGCUACGAGAAUUAUUACGAGAGAACUGGACCCAUGAAGAAUUCCAACAGCCCAACAGCCCAGAGUUGCGGAAUGAUGAAAAGGUUCUCCGACUUGUUGCAUGGCAGCACCCGAAAUGCUCCGGAUAACAUUAUUUCCACAAUAACCCCAACUGCUGAUCAAAGGGCGGACGGCGUCUAUGCAGCAAUUCACGUGGACGUCAACACUGCUGUGGACCAUGAUUACAGAGUUCUCUAUGACUACACGGCCCAGAACGAGGACGAGCUGGACAUACGAGCAGGUGAUAUUGUCAACAUCAUUGAAGCCGGCGAGGAUGGCUGGUGGACCGUAGAACUGGAUGGGCAGCGAGGAUUUGUGCCCGGCUCCUAUCUGGAGAGACUUUGAUGGGAAGAACCGUGCUUUCCCGAGCGCUACCUUUUUUUAUCAGCUAGAAAUCUCUUUUUAAAAAAAUCAAGUUUUUUCCUCUUUGCACGUGGCAGACGAAGAGCUACAAUUAUACUCUUUAUUUUAACAUAAACGCCACCCUGCCUCUUAAUUUUUUUUUUUUUGGAAGGACAAUUAUCAAAGAAAAGACAUCCAAACUUGUGCUGAUGUUCUCACCCUAGAAAUGUUAUGUUCCCAAAGGUUUUUGUUUGCCUUGUUAAAUCCAGCUACCCGUCCGAUCCCAUCAAUGUUUUGGUAGAACCUUGACCGGUUUUCUACACGGCAAUUUUUCCCGCCCCCAAAACUGUCUUUGCCAUGCUCCAAUGACGUUGGUGGAGUCAGAAACACCGUGGACUUUAUAAUAAAUGAUUGAUUAAAGUGCAUGUUUUGAAAUGAUUAAGAUCUUGAUUCCAGAAACAACGCUUUCCUUUCUUUUUCGCUCUGGGUGAAACCACGGCGGACUUACAAACCAUCCUUUCUCUAGGGUUGCAAUGCCUUUUUUGAUUCAGGGUGGAGCGGAGGGCGGGUGGAUCCGUCCUAAAUGCUACCGUCUCGAGAUUCUCAGCUCUUCGCAGAAAAUGCAUCUGCAAACUGUUCUAGCAGUGCACACACGAGCAACAUUUGAAGUUUUAGCAGCUGACAAUCUGACCCCAAAUCGAGAAAAGGAAGUUUCAAAAAAAUAAUAAUAAUAAUCACAAGAUCUCUCCGGAGAUUUCUUUUGUUGCAUUCAAUAUUGUCAAGACCUUUUAUACGAUGUUUCAGUUUGAACGCACUGGUGGGCAGAAAUGAUGGCAGGAGUUAAUAUUCAGUUAUUACACCUCUUAUUUAUAUGCUGCAACCUGUAACUGCAGUGGCCAUUUAUGACCCCCUCCUCCAAAUCAUCUGGUUCCUAACUGCCCACCUCAGGGGUGUCCAAAGU